This is a messenger RNA of Saprolegnia diclina VS20, 2480 nucleotides long. RefSeq lists its product as hypothetical. The record is from RefSeq and is a predicted model, not a curated record. Lineage: Eukaryota; Oomycota; Saprolegniomycetes; Saprolegniales; Saprolegniaceae. Gene Ontology annotation, cellular component: nucleus. The transcript has 11 exons. Bases 160 to 2355 code for a protein of 731 amino acids. Gene Ontology annotation, molecular function: RNA binding. Gene Ontology annotation, biological process: tRNA N2-guanine methylation.
GUGCUAUGCAGCAGCGAUCUAUGUGCUAUCCACGAGCUGUUCACCAGCGAACUAUCCACGCCUAAAGCUCACGCUCAACAAGAUCACUGAUAAGGUCAAAUUUGCCAUCUGGAUACAAGUUGCGUGUUGUUAGACUUUACGGUUGAUGGAUUGAUUGGCAUGGCAGCCCAUGCGGAAGGGCGAGCGACGAUCGCCCAAGACGAGAACGUCUUUCUCAGCGCUCACCAGGAGCUGCAACGCGACUUGACCGUCUUGGUCCUGCAAGCCCUCGCCGCGCAGCGCCAGCUACCGCGGUCGUUUGCCGCGCUCGACGCCAUGGCGGGCACCGGCAUUCGCGCCAUCCGUUAUGCGCUCGAGGUGCCGGGUGCUUUGUCUGUCGCCAACGACCUGGACGCCGCGGCGCACGCUGCAAUAGUACUCAACAUUGCUGAGAACGGCGUCUCGGACCGCGUGCAGGCGACCCGAAUGGACGCUGUCGAGUGCCUCUGGAAGCACCGAGAACGCUUCCACGUGGUCGACCUCGACCCCUUCGGAACAUGUGCGGCGCUGCUGCCGAGUGCGAUUGCCUCGGUUGCUGUUGGUGGCGUCGUCUGCGCCACCGACACGGACAUGCACACGCUUCUCGGAAAGAAUGGACCGUCGCACGCCGAGUGUUUUCGACGCUACGGCGCGCUGCCGCAUCCCGACUGCAACCGGUCGGUGACGCCGCUGCUGUCGACAGCAUUUGACUUUUUCACGCGCGUCAUCUUUCGUGUACAAGAGGCCGGUGACGCGCCCCGCGUGCCGCUCGCGGUCGUCGACCAAUGCACGCGCUGUGCACACUUUGACGUGCACGAGCUCGGCGCUGAUGUGACCUGCGCAGCGCAAUGUCCCAUCUGCAACAACGCGCUGCAGCGAGGUGGUCCGUUCUGGAUGGGGCCGCUGCAAGAGCGCAAUGUCCUCAGCACGGCGGCGUCGAUGCCAGGUCUGGACGCAGCGCGGCGGUACUUGGAUGGGAUUUUGCUCGAAGAGCCGAGUGCACCAUUUUACUACUCGGUGCCGCGUCUCUUUCGCGCGUUCAAGCAUGUUCAGCCCCCGUCGCUCGCUGCGUUCAAGCACGCUCUGCGUUCCAUCGGUCAUGACGUGACCACGUCCCACCUGGACCCAAUGUCUAUCAAGACGCGGUCCACAUCGCUCGACGUAUACGGUGUCGUCAAGGCGUGGCUCGUCGCACAAGCCCCAUCGACGGCCGAGUUGCCAUCGCUGUUGCCAUCGAGCCAAGCUGUCUUUUCGUCAGCAACCAGACACAGAAAAGACGAGGUUUGGGCGACACCUACCAAGUGCACGCGCCAGCACAUGGAGGACUGCAGUUUGCUGCCGCCGAGUAGUGCAGCAACACAGCUGCCAUCGACAUCGCUCGUUUCAGUGGGCGCCACCGACGAUCUCGCGUCCGCCAUCGAAGCGGCGCAUGCUGGCGCCACGCUGUCUCUCGCACCUGCUUCGUAUAUUGUAUCGACCUUGCGCAUUGGAAAAGCCAUUACGCUGCAAGGCACAUGUGACUCGUCGGUGGUGAUCGGUCACAUCGUUGUCGAAGGAAACGCCAGCGUCGUUCUCGAUGGACUUGUGCUGCAGCCGCCGAAGCGACCGACACCCAAGACCCACACACUCCUCGUGUCUUCUGGCCGCGUCUUGAUCGAACGGUGCGUGGUGCAGCGCAGCGCGCCCAACAUCGCAGUCGUCUGUGUCGCCAAUCGGUCCCACGUGGUCAUGAGGCACUCGCGUAUCACCGACGGCCUUCAGGCUGGGCUCUACGUGUGCGGCAAAGCCACGGUCGACGUCUUGCACUGCACGGUCGAGCGGUCUGCCGGUUGCGGCGUUGACGUCUCUGGGGGCGCUGCUUGCAUACUAUCGCACUCGACGGUCGCCAACUGCAAGAAAAGUGGCGUCUUUGUACACGCGUUCGGCACACUCACGAUGCGCGACUGCCGCGUGGAGAAGAAUUGCAUGGCUGGCGUCGAAGUGACCGCCCAUGCGUUUGCAACCAUCGAGAAAUGCACGAUUGUGCGCGGACUCAAAGGCGGCAUUCUCCUGCACUCGGGCGGCCGCGCGACGAUCGACGACAACGUGUUGCACAAGAACGCGAUGGCAGGCAUCGAUGUCCGCGGUGUCGGAAGCACCGCUGUCGUCCGACGCAACCACAUCUGCAACGGCCGCGCCAGUGGCAUCUACGUCUCGGACCACGCCCACGCGCAUGUCGUCGGCAAUGAAAUCUACGGCCAUCGACGUGAAGGUCUCGAGACGACUAGUGACGCGUCGGUCGCUGCAAUCGACAAUCAAUGCGUCGGCAACGGUCGCAACGAGCUCGAUACCGUGUAAUCGUGAAAAGGGAUGUUCCGUUAUAGCUAGGGUAUUUCAUGCCCUAGCCCUGGGAAAGGUUUUGCGUCAUGCACCGAGCUGAAUGCUAUCUGGCAGCUUCCCGCAGAUAGUUAUCUUAGUAGGAG